CUUCCGGUUUCUGUGUUGUAGUAGCACACGUUUUCAACGAGAGUGUGUGGCGGCGGCGGCACCGUACGUGUUUGUGUAGAAAGAAGUUGAGUGUGCAGCGGCAGCAGUGUGGGGGAGGCAGCGACCCGAGACAACACAGCGGACAUGUCGCGCGGCAUGGAAGAAACCAGGGACAGUUAUCUAUACCUCAACACCAACUCGGACACAGCCGAGAAGACUUACCCUCCCAAGUUGAGAGUCAAAUGGAGUCAGGAAGAGGAUGAAAAUCUCAAAUUUCUGUUCAACAAAUUUCCGGACGAUUGGAGAACCAUCGCCUCUCUUUUAGUCGGGCGGACAGUAAUCCAGUGCAGGCGCCGCUGGCAUCAACUUCUGAAUCCUGAUGUAGUGAAAGACAACUGGACCAAAGAGGAAGAUGAAAAGAUAGCAGAGAUGGUGGGCUUGUACGGCACCAGCCAGUGGUCUUUUAUUGCCAAGUCCUUAAAAGGGCGGUUGGGGAAAGAUUGUCGUUUGCGCUGGCACAACCAGCUUGACCCACAGAUCAAAAAGAAACCCUGGACUAAUGAAGAAGAACUUAUCCUCUACAAAGUCCAUUCCGUCCUAGGGAACAAGUGGGCUGAGAUUGCCAAGCUGCUCCCUGGAAGGACAAACACGUCCGUGAACAAUCACUGGAACUUCCACAUGAAACAGAAGGUGUAUCUGGGCUUGUUCAAAAGUGCUGCUGAAAGCAUUUCCCUUGAUACUCAUCCGUCUGCGGAAGGACAGGUCAGGCAGAACUCUGAACAGGAGGCGGCUGAUCCACCUCAAGAAGCUUUGGCCUCAUUGGGAGAGGUCUCCUCUCCGAGUCCCCACUUGACCCCCAGCUCGAGUCCCAGUCCCAGUCCCAACUCAGGUGCUCCACCAGCAGCCACGGCGGUGGACCAGAAAAAGUUUGUUGAUGCAGCACUGAGGAUGAUUGCUGACGACAUGCUGCCAUUCAGUUUUUUGGAAGGCGCAGGCUUUAGGAAUUUUGUCAGUUCCAUUAGCCCUGAAUACAACAGGCUAUCCCAGCGGGCCAUGAGCUUGCAGCUCUACAAUGAUGUGGAAAGAACAAUCAAGCCUCAGCUGAUCCGUGACUUUAAAGCCUGCCUUGCAAGCAACAAAGAGGGUGAGAAACCCAUUCAUGUCACGUUUGACCUUUGGGCCGGGAAUGAGUCCCAACCAGUGGAGGAGCCCGUCGUCGUCGUGCAGCUCCACUUUGUCACUGAUUCCUGGCAGAUCCGGCGUCCCAUCGUGGCUUUCCGACAUCUACGCCACAAAAACCUCAGUGCCGCUGUGGCCAGAGAGCUGGAAGACGUGCUGCUCAGCUACGGCAUAUUUCCUCGCAGCAUCGGCUUCAUCCUCCCCAACCAGGCCAAAGAAACCUUGUCAGAGAACAAGUUGUUCUGCGACUACAAAAUCAUCUGCUCCGCCAACAAGGGAGAACCAAACGGGAAGGAGACACUGACAUUUUUAUCCAACCAGUUGCCAGAAACCGCGUCCCCUUUUUCGGAGACGCACAUCGGGAAAAGGAUCACCUGUGUGGCCAGAACACUGCAGCUAGUGAUCAAGGAGGCCCUGAGGAACUCCAGAGUGGUGGAGAACAUGCUCUUACAGGUCAACAACGUAGUGGCUUUCUUUAGGAACAGCGCCUACUGGAGUGAGGUUUUGCUGAGGGAGUGCAACGUGUCUCUGUGCCCAUCUUCCAGUAGCUGUCGCUGGAACUCCAUGAUGCUGUCUUUACGCCGCAUGGUGCAGGAGUCUGCUUGGAGCGCCGUUUUAAAGGUCCUUGCCCUGGCCCGCAUAGAGGCCAGAGACACAGCCAGCGCCCCUCCACUGAUCAUGGUCAAGAGGGAGCAAGUUUUGGACAUCCUAGGUCUCCUUGAGCCCUUUGAGGAGGCCUUACAGGUCCUGCAAGGAAAUGGUGUGACCAUAUCUUUCAUCAUACCCUCCAUCAUUGGACUGGAUAAAAUCUUGGAAAGCAGUGCCACCAACUACAUCCACUUCAACAAGGCUCUGCGCACAGGCCUCUACACACAAUUCCAAUCCCUAAUUCACCAGAGGGACAUGAUACUCGCUGCUGUGCUUAACCCUAGGAUAAAAAUGCAGCCGUUUGCUGAUGUCAAACUGGAUUACAAGACAGGUUUCCUGUCUCCUCCAACAAAGCACCUUGCUCACACCAUCAUGGAAGCCACAUUAGAAAAAAUGGGGGCCUUACCACCUCCCUCUGUGCAAGCUGAUAAAUACCAGAUCAAGAAGGAGUUUAAACAAGAGCCCGAGGACCAAGAGGAAAAUCAGACCAACACAUUAAUGGAGGCAUCUGGUGCCUGCGAAGAUGAAAACAACCGCGAUGGAGUCUGUGGAAAUGAACUCAAGCGCAAGUCCAUCUUCAACUUCCUCCACCUGCCUGCAAAGACCAUAAAGUCUGAGUCUGAGCUUGAUAUGUACCUGGCUGAACCGCUGUGGGACAGCAACUCCAGUCUUCUGUUUUGGAAAUCUGCUGAUCGGUUUCCCAUGCUCCAGGCAAUCGCCAAGAAGCUGCUGGCAGUACCGGCCACCUCAGGCGGCUUCGACAAACUCUUUCCAAUGGCUGCAUGUAUUGUAAGAGCCAAGAGUAACAACCUUCCGCAUCACACCACAGAGAGACUGCUUAUAUAUAAGGACUCCACAAAGACUGUUAAAAAGCACAAUGGGGCCAGUAAACACUGAUGGACCCAGUCAUGAAUGGCACUGGUUGAUCUUUUCUUCAUACUCACUGUUUUAUGCUAGUCACAUCACAUUAAACAAAAACUCAGCCUUCAUUAAACUGUAAAUGGUGUUUGCACAUCCACAAUCUCUCAAUAUCUCAGACUUGGAUAUCUUGUGAAGCUGUAAAGAAGGUUCAGGUCAGAGGAGUGAACAGGGAUUUGCAUUUUGCAGCUUUUUAGUUCAAACUAAAAUGAAAAACACAAACCUGCCGUAAUACCAUCAAAAUUUUGUUUACGAUGCUUAAAUCAGAUGCAAGAACACUGCUACACAUCAACUGUUUUCUAUUGAUGGAGAAAUGUGCUCUCCUCUGUGCAGCAGGUCAGUGGACAGCUGAUGACUGAAUGUUUGUAAAGGUUUUUAUUAGUUGUACUUUGUUGGCUCCUGACAGUGAACUGAAUGAGAAUGCCAUGUCUUCUUUGUUUAUAUCUUUCAUUUUUAUUGGCCGUCUUGUCAUUGCGCAGCAAGGAGUUUUUCUCAAGAUGCAGACAGCUUUCUGAACAGUUUUCCUCCUCUACAUCCCAGUUUCAUUCAUUCUCUACAAUAUAAGGUUUGGCUGUUGUAGAUUGGCAGGGUUAGAAGGUUAGAAACAAACUGAAGUUCACAUUGAAUAACAGUUGACUGAUUUUGUUUGUAGACUGGUUUAAACUUCAGUCGUUUUGUGUCUCCACAUGGAAGUACCCAGAGAAUGUUUGUGUAUGAAGUAUUGAGGACAUUUUUUUCUCUACAGCUUCUUUACAGCCCAGUGUUUUCAUUCAUUUCGGAGAAGUUUUCUUAUUUGUAACACCAUGUGCCUAAGAAUAAAACUAAUGCUGCAAUAAGCUUGGAAUAUUGA
Platichthys flesus (European flounder) is the source of this 3595-nucleotide messenger RNA. It is a transcript of the gene mybl2a, whose product is annotated as v-myb avian myeloblastosis viral oncogene homolog-like 2a. The record is from RefSeq and is a predicted model, not a curated record. The transcript is spliced from 11 exons. Gene Ontology annotation, biological process: regulation of DNA-templated transcription. Gene Ontology annotation, molecular function: DNA-binding transcription factor activity, RNA polymerase II-specific; protein dimerization activity; RNA polymerase II cis-regulatory region sequence-specific DNA binding. Gene Ontology annotation, cellular component: nucleus. The coding region runs from base 145 to 2724 and encodes 859 amino acids. NCBI's taxonomy places the organism in Eukaryota, Metazoa, Chordata, Actinopteri, Pleuronectiformes, Pleuronectidae.